AAUAAGGGCUGUUCUCGGCGGGGUUUGAGGGCUGGGGCGGCGCGCGCUUUUCAAUCCCGCUCUGCCUGGGCCCCGCAGCGAUGAGUCUCUGGGCGGACAAGUACCGGCCCUGUGCCCUCGGCAGGGUGGAUUAUCACCGCGAGCAGGCGGCCCAGCUCCGCAACCUGGUUCAGUGUGGUGACUUCCCUCAUCUGGUAGUGUAUGGACCAUCUGGAGCUGGAAAAAAGACCAGGAUAAUGUGUUUGUUAAGGGAGCUGUAUGGUGCAGGAGUGGAGAAACUGAGAAUUGAACAUCAGAGCAUAACAACACCCUCUAAAAAGAAAAUUGAAAUUAGUACCAUUGCAAGCAAUUAUCAUCUUGAAGUUAACCCAAGUGAUGCAGGAAACAGUGACCGUGUGGUAAUUCAGGAGCUAUUGAAGACAGUAGCACAAUCCCAACAACUUGAGACAAGUACUCAAAGAGAUUUUAAAGUGGUGCUGCUGACAGAAGUUGAUAAACUUACUAAAGAUGCUCAGCAUGCGUUGCGAAGAACCAUGGAGAAAUAUAUGGCCACCUGCAGAUUGAUCCUGUGUUGCAAUUCCGUUUCAAAAAUCAUUGCACCUAUUCAAAGCAGAUGUCUGGCAGUGCGAGUGCCUGCUCCCAGUAUUGAAGAUAUCUGUCAUGUGUUGUCCAGUGUGUGCAAGAAGGAGGGGCUGACUCUUCCUCAAGAUCUGGCUCGUAGGCUAGCAGAAAAGUCUGGCAGGAAUCUUCGGAAGGCACUGCUUAUGUGUGAGGCUUGCAGAGUCCAGCAGUAUCCUUUCACUUCAGAUCAGGACAUCCCUGAGACAGACUGGGAGGUAUAUCUGAGAGAGACUGCAAAUGCUAUUGUCAGUCAGCAGACUCCCCAGAGGUUACUUGAAGUUCGUGGACGGCUUUAUGAACUCUUAACCCACUGCAUUCCUCCUGAGAUAAUAAUGAAGGGCCUUUUGUCAGAACUUCUAAAUAAUUGUGAUGGGCAACUAAAAGGAGAGGUUGCACAGAUGGCAGCCUUCUAUGAGCACCGACUGCAACUGGGCAGCAAAGCCAUUUAUCAUCUGGAAGCAUUUGUGGCAAAGUUUAUGGCACUUUAUAAGAAGUUUAUGGAGGAUGGACUAGAAGACAUGAUGUUCUAAGACAUCACUGAACUUACAUAGUAUAAUAUAUGUCACAACAUUGAAAGUUCUGCUAAUAACAUAGUCUACUCCUAUGAGACUUAUGUUGUACAAGCCAUAGGUCAAAGUCAAUAAAAUCUCAUU
Molecule: messenger RNA, 1274 nt
Organism: Emys orbicularis (European pond turtle)
Lineage: Eukaryota; Metazoa; Chordata; Testudines; Emydidae
Gene: RFC3
Product: replication factor C subunit 3
Exons: 9
Coding region: 81-1151 (356 amino acids)
Biological process (GO): DNA repair; DNA-templated DNA replication
Cellular component (GO): nucleus; DNA replication factor C complex
Molecular function (GO): ATP hydrolysis activity; DNA binding; DNA clamp loader activity
Source: RefSeq, a predicted model, not a curated record